Cheilinus undulatus (humphead wrasse) is the source of this 5672-nucleotide messenger RNA. RefSeq names its product Nedd4 family interacting protein 2 (gene ndfip2). The record is from RefSeq and is a predicted model, not a curated record. NCBI's taxonomy places the organism in Eukaryota, Metazoa, Chordata, Actinopteri, Labriformes, Labridae. The coding region runs from base 190 to 966 and encodes 258 amino acids. Gene Ontology annotation, molecular function: WW domain binding. Gene Ontology annotation, cellular component: perinuclear region of cytoplasm; Golgi apparatus; endoplasmic reticulum. Gene Ontology annotation, biological process: positive regulation of protein ubiquitination; vacuolar transport; ubiquitin-dependent protein catabolic process. The transcript has 8 exons.
UUUAACGGUAUUUUUCUAAGCCAGUGUAUGAGGGGUUGCAGCCAUUUGUCAUCGAUCUGUUCUCUGUUAUUUAACUGCUACAGAUAAGUACCUCCUCUCCGUUGGGCGAACUUCGGAACAACCACGACUUAGCGCAGAUUCCCCCUCUGUUUUCUGGGCUGGCUUUGCUGCCAGCUGAAUCUGGUCGGGAUGGAUCCAGCGAGCCGUUACCAAGUGUUGCACAAUGAGGACGACUCCUCAGAGGCGUCGACCAGCGAGCAGCAGCCGUGCACUUCUGCCACAGCCCAGGCCGGGACGUCCAGCCAGGAACAGAGCCAGGCCCCGGCCCAGGCCAGCCCGGCUCCUGUCCCAGCAGCAGGAGAGCCAUCGGGAUCAAGGACUCAGGGGGAGUCGGAUGCACCUCCACCUCCUUAUGCUUUCAUCGACCUGGGAGCAACCGCCGCAUCGCCCGAGACUAGUUUCCAAGGCGACUUCCCAGUGCCUCCGCCCUACAGCGUUGCAACCUCACUGCCCACAUAUGACGAAGCGGAGAAGGCCAAAGCGGCCGCCAUGGCUGCCUCCACUGUGGAGGUGAUGCCGAGGGAUGAUGAGUUCCCUCCCAGAGAUGAUUUCAGUGAUGCUGAUCAGCUGAGAGUCGGGAAUGAUGGAAUCUUCAUGUUGGCCUUUUUCAUGGCCUUCCUGUUCAACUGGAUCGGGUUCUGCUUGUCCUUCUGUCUGACCAAUACCAUCGCAGGACGCUACGGGGCCAUCUGUGGCUUUGGGCUUUCUCUCAUUAAGUGGAUUCUAAUUGUCAGGUUCUCGGAUUACUUCACCGGCUACUUUAACGGUCAGUACUGGCUCUGGUGGAUCUUCCUGCUGCUUGGUCUGCUGCUGUUCUUCAGGGGUUUCGUUAACUACCUUAAAGUCCGCAACAUGUCAGAGAAUAUGGCCACCUCUCAUAGAACACGCCUCUUCUUCCUCUACUAAAAAGUUUCCUUCUCAUCACCAUUCCUCUCCAAUGUGAAGUUCCUUCCCCCCCCUCCAAUGACCUGACUGAGGAGCCCUGCAGUGAAGAGAGGAGCUGGGGAAGGACUGAAGGAAAGAAGUAGGGAGAAAGUGUUAAAACCAGUCUUGUUGAAAGCAUAACAAGGCUUGCUCUGAAACCUUUGCUUCUUCUGAACCUAGCCCCCCAAAAAGUGAUCCGAUUUACCCCCAGACUUUUAUUUUCUUUGAUUCAAAGCUCAGUCUGCUCCAGGAUCAGUAGAAAAACCAGUCUGACAGAAGUGUGGUGUCUCUCAGGAGUCCUUUAGAGAUAUUCAGUGCCCAUCAGCUGUUCCAAAACCAGAUAUUUCUAAGAGACAGACGCACUUAAGAAGCACAAUAUUUCUCAUCAUCUCAAAACCAAGAAAGACUCAUAAGAUAAAAGUUCAGACCUACUCUGAGCCUUCAGUAUUUCAGUAUCUCCUCCAUCUUUGCCUUUUUCUGACUUUUUAACAAAGAUCAAGCUCACAACAGGAAACCUUGGACAGAGUAGUUUUCCAUUCCACCUUCUUAUUUUCAGGGUGUUUUUUUUAACAAGUCUUACCUUAACUGUGCCGACUGAGGCCGUGUUCAGUUUUCUACCCUUAAAACAACCGUGUCAUCUUCAGGGAGGAGAGCCACAGAUGUGUUUACAUAUCACAGACCCUGAUGCGUGUAGGCUUUUCAACCCAAACCCAAAUUAACACGGCUUUUCUCCACUAUCAUGACAGGAAAAUAGCCUCAUUGUUUUUAAUAAUUUGAUUGUAUGUGACUGUAUUUAGUUCAGUAAUGCUGGACUGGAUGAACUACUGAAACAACGAUCAACUUUUCAAAAUAGACGAGCCUUUGAACAAAUUUUAGGAUUCGUGUAAGAGCAGCUUUGCUUGCUAUCAGACAAAACAGAAGAAGAAAGGUCGGUUCAUUGCAGGUUAAAAAAAAAGUGCACACAAAUGCUUCUCUAUAGGAGUACUCUUUUUAAUGUGUCUGCCUUUUAAUAGUAGUUCUAACGAUGUUCUGACCUAUGCAGAGAAAGUCUUCAUCCAUCACAAAGGCGUCUUUAGUUUAAUGAAGAUAAAGGUACAUUAAAAUAAUUUAACAGCCAAGGUUCCUCCUUUAACCUGACCCAUCUUUGUUAGCAUUAGCCUCCUUUAUUUCAGUUUGUGUUUCUUCUCUCAGACUUAGUGUAGUGCACUUUUUAGUUCUUAAACUCCACAUGAGAGUUGUGUUACACCUGCAAACGUUACAACUGCCCACAAAUGUCAUAAAAUACAAUCAGAACACAAACCUGCACCGCAGUAGUCCUACAAAUGUGACGGCUGUCACAUUAGCAUGGAUUAUUCUGUUUCUAUGGGUCAGGCUGCAGAGGAAGUGCCGGUUCAACGAACUUCCUGUUUUAUAUUUUAUUCAUGAACAAAGUCUGGCAGCUACAUUCAUGACGUAACCGCACUGCAAACAUCACAGAUGUGGUUAGAUGUUACACUUCAUAAAUCAGAGAGUAAGCUCAGAGGUCUAGCCUGGGACUAAAUCACCUAUGGAUCCGUUUUAGAGGUAGAUACGCCAACAGUGGCUCGCUUUAGCUAAAGCUAACAUAGCUACAUUUGCUACAUAAUCAACAUUACUACAUUAGUUAGCUUUCCCAACAUGAGCUUUAGCAAAUGUAGCUAAAGCUACCAUAGCUAUGCUAGCUACAUAACGUUACUACAUAAGUUAGCUUUACCAACAUGAGCUUUAGCAAAUGUAGCUAAAGCUAACGUAGGUACAUAGAGAAUGUUCAACUUAAUCUGCUAGACAGGUCAGUAACAAACUUGUAGCAAAUAUAACACAUUCAACUUGUGUGACGUCAGCUCCGAAAUCUGACUUCUGAAGUAAAUGGAAUGCAGCAGUAGCUACGUAGCUGCUUUGUUAGCUUAGCUUGGCUACGUAGGGGUCUGCUUGCUGCAUUAGAAUAUUGUUAACUCUGAUUAUUUGUAUCCUAACUGUUACACUUACCCUAAACAGAAGUUUAACCUGGUUUUAAUUUGAAAGUUUUAGUGUGUAUUUCUGUUCUGAAUCAGAGCGUCUCAGUGAUUGGUUCUGAAUCAGAGCGUCUCAGUGAUUGGUUCUGAAUCAGAGCGUCUCAGUGAUUGGUUCUGAAUCAGAGCGUCUCAGUGAAUGGUUCUGAAUAAGAGCGUCUCAGUGAAUGGUUCUGAAUAAGAGCGUCUCAGUGAAUGGUUCUGAAUCAGAGCGUCUCAGUGAUUGGUUCUGAAUCAGAGCGUCUCAGUGAAUGGUUCUGAAUCAGAGCGUCUCAGUGAAUGGUUCUGAAUCAGAGCGUCUCAGUGAUUGGUUCUGAAUCAGAGCGUCUCAGUGAUUGGUUCUGAAUCAGAGCGUCUCAGUGAAUGGUUCUGAAUCAGAGCGUCUCAGUGAAUGGUUCUGAAUAAGAGCGUCUCAGUGAAUGGUUCUGAAUAAGAGCGUCUCAGUGAAUGGUUCUGAAUCAGAGCGUCUCAGUGAAUGGUUCUGAAUCAGAGCGUCUCAGUGAAUGGUUCUGAAUAAGAGCGUCUCAGUGAAUGGUUCUGAAUCAGAGCGUCUCAGUGAAUGGUUCUGAAUAAGAGCGUCUCAGUGAAUGGUUCUGAAUCAGAGCGUCUCAGUGAAUGGUUCUGAAUAAGAGCGUCUCAGUGAAUGGUUCUGAAUAAGAGCGUCUCAGUGAAUGGUUCUGAAUAAGAGCGUCUCAGUGAAUGGUUCUGAAUAAGAGCGUCUCAGUGAAUGGUUCUGAAUCAGAGCGUCUCAGUGAAUGGUCUGCAGCCAGACAACAGAAAAUCUGCAGCUUUAAACUUUUUAAUAAUUCCCCUCAGAUUUAAUAUGAAUACAAAACUGUUUGUGGUUGUUGUUGUUUGUUGUAGCCUUUUUUUUCCAACUGCAAGUGGAUUUAAGUCAGCUUAAGCUUAAGACACAUCAAAAAAACAAAGUUCAUUUUUGUUCGCCAGGAAACAGGAAGUAGUUUUUCAGAGUCUUGAAACACUGGUGGAGCCCUGAAUCUUAGCAGACUGGGUAAAAAUGGGUUAAGUCUCAAAGUUUAGUCUUGUAGUGUUUGGCUCUGAGUGAUGGCUCUGACUCUUAAAAACUCUUCCUGUUUCAUGGCGAACAAAAAUUGCCAGCUUGAGGGAGGCUAGUUCAUUUCUGACAGGCAGGGAUUUUUACUGUCAUAAGCGUAAUAAAUCCAUGCUAAUGUAAUAGUCGGUACAGUCCCAUUUGUGGGAACCAUUUGAUGUUUUUAAGCAUCAUUACAUAAAAACUGCAGCUCUGUACGAUGUCGGUGGUUAUUACGGUCGCAGCAGUUAAGUCGCCAUACACGUCUGGCGUAACAGUUUCUGUAAGCUACUGAGGGGCCCGGCGUUUUCAGUCAGAGCUCCUUGGAUAAUCAGUGUUUUUAGCCAAACAGACCACUCAGUCCAUGCAGAGAUAAGCGGCCCAGAGCCAGGACUGAGUGGGAGGUCUAGCUUCAGUGCUCUGGAAUUGGUGACAGUCAGCAUUUUACAUACGGUGCAGUAGCUGCCGUGAGCCGGCUUACUCUUUGGAGUCAAAGAGUCAUAUGCAAUGAUGGUAUCUGUGUCGGCCCACAGGGGCUGUGAAUGUGAAGCCCAGUGCUAAAGUCCAGUAGUUUAGUCAUCAGAGGUUAGGAUUUGUCCAAAGUGAAGAGCUUGUUCUUGACUUAGACGAGGACAAGCUUCACAGAGCGAUGAGAGAAAAUCAAGUGUUUGUGUUUACCGUACUCACUUGCCAACAAAGUCAUUUUAAUUACCAGUAAACCAGAGAAAAUGCAAUAAAGCCAAUUAAAAUGUGACUGGUUCUGCAUGUUGUGCAUGAUUUAGAUUAACCCGACUCGUGUAUCUCUCUGGGAUUUUCUGAUUAGAUUAGACUCAGAUUCCUCUUUCCUUUCUUGGAGCGAGAAGGCGAUGCAUCGACGCUCCCAACGGGAGUGCAUCUUCGUCGUGGAGAGAAGGCGUUAGAAUAUGUGAGAACAAUAUCAGCAGGUGUUGUUUCCUAGUGAGUGUAAGUCAGGCACACUGUCCACAGGGACUGGAGCAGUGUUUGAUCAUCGAGCCUAACUGGACAAACAAAAACGUGCAUUUUUGAUUUUGUCAUCGAGAAAAUGAAAUGUAUAUACCAGCUUAUGCCAAUUCAUAAUAUUUGCACUUUGAAGAAUUUCUGUACAGUAUGAUUUGUGAAUCUGCUUAACUUGGUGUGAUGGGUAGAGAAAAGAAAACUUAGCCAUCCAAGUUUUUAACUGGAAUUCUUAAUCAUCCCAAAUGGAUAAUUUGCCUUUUGCACUUAUUUUCAAAUUGAUUUUAUUGUUAUUGUGUCUUUUUCAUCGCUUUUAGCCUCAACUGUGACAGCUAGAGUAUUGCCCAACUCUUUCAUGAUGCUUUUCUUUUCUGACUCAGCAAAAUCACGAUCUUUCAACAAAUCCAAGCUCUGCUGCAUGAUUCGUCCACCCCGACGAGUGGGCCGAUAUUAGGAUUAAUCAAGAAAGUUUCUUUGUAAAUAAAUUUAAAUAAGACGGCAGCCAAAGCCUUUUCUUUCUCUUCACCAUAAUCCUUGUAACAUCUUCUCAAACAGUUGUUAUGCAUUUAUUGUAACUGGAAUAAAAUGGACAGAAUGUCUUGCAAAAAUCGCCAAUAAAAUUCAAAAGCCUGCCA